GGGACUGGGAACGACUGGGAGGGUCUGGUGGCUGAUGGCUGAGCCCCGCCCGGACCCCGGCAGUAACUCCCAGUGCUCCCAGUAACUCCCAGUGCUCCCAGUUCCCCCAUCCCAGUAUGGAGGGGCUCAUCCCCCCCUCCCACUUUGUGCUGCGCUCCAGAUCCCUGGGGGCGGAGCUUGGAGCUGAAAAGGGGCGUGGCCAUGACUGGGAGGCAGAGCUUAAAGCGCUGAGGGGGCGGAGCCAGCGAGUGGAGGCGGAGCUGGAGGCAGAAAAGGGGCGGGGACAGCGCUUGGAGGCGGAGCUGGAGAUGGAAAAGGGGCGGAGCCAGAGCUUGGAGGCGGAGCUGGAGGCAGAAAAGGGGCGGAGCCAGAGCUUGGAGGCGGAGCUUCAGGCAGAGAAGGGGCGGAGCCAAUCAGCAGCAAAGGAGCUCAAUGCCCUAAAGGGGCGGAGCCAGCGAGUGGAGGCAGAGCUGGAGACGGAAAAGGGGCGGAGCCAAACAAUGGAGGUGGAGCUCAAUGCCCUGAGGGGGCGGAGCCAGCGGGUGGAGGCGGAGCUUAAAUCAGAAAAGGAAAAGGGGCGGAGCCAAACAAUGGAGGUGGAGCUCAAUGCCCUGAGGGGGCGGAGCCAACGGGUGGAGGCGGAGCUUAAAUCAGAAAAGGGGCGGAGCCAAACCCUGGAGAUGGAGAUUGAGGCAGAAAAGGGGUGGAGCCAACGCCUGGAGGCAGAAAAAGGGCGGAGCCAGCACUUGGAGGCGGAGCUGGAGGCAGAAAAGGGGCGGAGCCAAAUCCUGCAGAUGGAGCUGGAGGCGCUGAGGGGGCGGAGCUUUGGCAAAGAGGGGGCGGAGCCAAGCCCAGAGCAGGUGCUGCUGGCCCGCUGGCGACAGAAGGUGUUCCAGCUGCUGCUGCAGGUGAGGCUGCAGCGGAGCCAGGAGCUGCGGCUGCAGGGACAGGUGCGCUCCCUGUCUCUCACCUGUCUCUCACCUGUCCCAGUUGCGCUCUCUGCCUCUCACCUGUCUCUCACCUGUCUCAGCGCUGGUGGCAUCGGGACGGCUCCGAGUGACAGCGAGGGACAGGACAUUGGGGACACCUGUGGACACCAGGGGACAAUGGGGGGUCAGUGA
Messenger RNA from Ficedula albicollis (Collared flycatcher), 1121 nucleotides. RefSeq lists its product as uncharacterized. The transcript is spliced from 6 exons. The record is from RefSeq and is a predicted model, not a curated record. The coding region runs from base 117 to 1121 and encodes 334 amino acids. NCBI's taxonomy places the organism in Eukaryota, Metazoa, Chordata, Aves, Passeriformes, Muscicapidae.